Trichoderma atroviride IMI 206040 is the source of this 1908-nucleotide messenger RNA. The record is from RefSeq and is a predicted model, not a curated record. NCBI's taxonomy places the organism in Eukaryota, Fungi, Ascomycota, Sordariomycetes, Hypocreales, Hypocreaceae.
AUGGCUCCGGCAGCCGAUUGUCAGUGUUCUACUGCACUUCUACUUCAGACACCGCAACGCCUCACGAGGGUUCCUAGUAGUGAUACACCAUACACCUUCUCUUCUGCAUCACAACAAGGAGCCGAGCAGACUCGGAGGCUUAUCGACCAUAGAGUCUGGGAGGAGAUCCGAGCCUACUGGUUAUUCUCACUGCAAGAUGAUCUUCUCUCUGAAGAGCAACGUUACUACUGUGCAACAAAGUCCACAAAAGAACUUACUGGCGGCGAGGCAUGUCGGCAGAUUGACUUAGUUGUCAGAAGAAAGAACAGGAAGCCAUCAGAAGCAGAAGAUAUCCGGAAAGACAUUGCAGUCAUUGGUGAGCUCAAGGCAUCUAAUCACGAUGGUGUCAAAAAGCCGCUAAUACAGCUCGCGGUAUAUGCCCGAGAUGUAUUUGCCAAUCAACCAACGCGCCGCUAUCUUCAUGCAUUUACUAUCUGCGGGAGUAAGAUGGAGCCAUGGGUGUUUGAUCGUUCAGGAUGCUAUAGCCCUGGCCCGUUCGACAUCCACGAGCAUCCAGAACGAUUCAUUCGGGUGCUCUCAGGCUAUAUCAUGAUGAAUGAAGACGAGCUUGGCUUUGAUACGUUUAUGCAGCGAGAGGGCGACUCUAACUUUAUAAAAAUUGAAGGGGAUGGAUGUCAGCCACAGAAGCUACAACUGCACUCAGUACCUCUCGCCCACCGGCGAGCAAUUGUCUCUCGCGCAACAUCUUGCUUUCUCGCAAAGCAUCUGGACUCUCGGGACUAUGAUCAUGUUGCCAAGUUUUCUUGGUCUUCUAGUGAGCGGAAGCCCGAGACAGAUUUCCUCAAGUUAGCCAACGAGAGAGGAGUUCAAGGCAUUGCUAGGCUGAUUGGCCAUUACGAUAUUACCAACAUCAAGGACAUACGCUCAGGAAUAACGUUCAUGAAACGUUAUUCCUUCAGAGGUACUGCCAGCAUCGUGUCUCCUUUCUCACGAGUACUUUUUCCGCCUCAAAAUCCGGUUAAUAAGCACCAUAAUAGCAAAGAUAAUUCUACGAAGCGUCCGAUGAAGCGUAAACUGGUCGAUAGGGACCCGAAACCCAAACGACCCAAGUUCCAUCAACGAUCGUGCCUGCAAAAUGAGUUGACACAUCCGACUAUGGAGAGCGAUGGAUAUCCUCCAGCUGUUUCCGGAGAUGGUUUAUAUGAUAACCGCACUCUUCGCUGUCUCGUCAUCUCUCCCGCAGGCCGGCCAAUCUACAAAUACCAAUCCCCUCUGGAGUUGCUAGAAGCGCUUCGCGAUGCUAUCAAGGCUCAUCAGUCUCUAUAUUCCAAGGGGAAUAUCCUUCACCGAGACAUUUCUGAGAACAACAUCAUUAUGACGGAUCCGGAAAAGGACGGUUUCUCAGGCAUGUUGAUCGACUUGGAUCUUGCCAAGGAACUUGGUAGCGGACGGAGCGGCGCACGUUGCCGCACAGGUGCCAUGGAAUUUAUGGCUAUCGAAGUGUUACGAGAUACCGAUCACACUUAUCGGCAUGAUCUUGAGUCUUUUCUUUACGUUUUGCUUUGGCAGUGUAUUCGUCGCGGCUGGGAGUUUGUGGGGCGUACUCUUUCGAAACCAAGUCAGCUCAGAGGUUGGUAUACCGGCACGUUUGAAGAUAUAGCAAGAAACAAGCAUGGCAACAUGGAUGGAAUUGCAUUUGAGUACAUCUUGAAUGAGUUUCCAGAUGAAUUCAGUUGUAUCAAACCUCUUUGCAGAGAGUUGCGAUCAAUCUUGUUCCCUAUCAAGGACAAUGCGUUAUUUACCGGGACACCGUCGCAGCCAAGAAAUUUGUACGGACCAAUGGUUAACGCAUUUGACAAAGCCAUUGGUGAUAUGAUGAUAAAAGUUUUUGUGAAGUGCAACACUUGA